AUGUCCAACACCUCCUCCCUGGCUAGUGCCAGUUCACCCUCGAUCGAAAACGAACCCAGCAAACCAACCCGCCAUCGAGUUACCCGAGCCUGCGACGCCUGUCGGAAGAAUAAAGUCAAGUGUCCCCUCAACGACUCUGGCUCAUGCCAAAACUGCAUCAAGGCCUCUCGACCUUGCACCUUCGAAAACGUUGGCGUCAGGAGAGAGAAACCACCAUCGAAACAUGAUAUCCAACAGCUCAACUCUCGAAUUCAAACCCUCGAGAAACUCUUGACCGUCCUGGCCCCCAAUCUAGACCUCAAAUCACUUCCAAGGACCCCCGAACAAGCUCGCGGGAUCGUCAACCAGUCGCGUAUCCAGUCUAGUCGAACCAAUUCCAUCAGGGAAACCCCUCCGGCCUCUCGACCCAACGACCUAUCCGACCCAGAUGACGUGUUUUCGGCAAUUCGGCUCUUGAAUGACUUACAGAUCGGCCCACCCGAUCAUCUACCUCCAGAACCAGUCCCAUCCUCUUCAUCCCAUUCACCACAUUCCCUGCCCUCCUCUCCCCCACAAAACCAACAGGACCAAGACUCCAAACCUUCUUAUACUCGUGCGGUCACCCAGAUGUGGGUCGAGCGAUUCGUCCCACUCCACCAUCUCCCAAACUUUCAGUUACCCCCACAACAGCUGGCUAUCACCUUAAUCUCACUCUUCUUCGAAAAAGUCAACCCAUUCGAAAACAUCCUCCAUCGUGCCGAAUUUAUGCGGCUCUAUGAAACCGAUCUGAUUCAUACCGAUCGAUCCUUCCAGGCACUCUGUUUUGCCCUCUUUGCCGCCGGUUCCACCUUCUCCUCUGACCCUUCUGUCAUGUUACCCGCCCACGAUGGCACACCUAAUCGACAGACGGCUGGGGCUACCUUCUUAUAUGCCAGCCUCAGCUUGGUCUGUCCGGCUCAUCUACCCACCUGCACACUCUUCGAUCUCCAAACAAUGGCAGUACUCUGUCAUGUCACCUCGAUCAUAUGCAGUCCACUGACAGUAUGGUCUUGGCUCGGCCUUCACCUUCGCAGAGUUCAGAAUGCCUCAGCUCAUCGGAACAGUGCCCCACAAUGGAAGACGUCAUUGAUGAAAGACCAAUUACGGAAACGCGCAGUAUGGUAUCUUGCCGUACAGGAGCUCUCCUUCUCCCUAAUCCUCGGCCGAACUUCCUGCAUCAAAUCUGACACGAUUGACUUAGAUCUUCCCCUCCCAUUAGCUGAUGAUGCACUGAGCAGAUACUGCUCAGACCAACAUCAAACACGUCCCACUUGGAACCUGAAACGCGAUUGCUACUCUCAUCCUCCUCCUCUCGUCCACGGGCACCGGCCGAUUUUCCGAUCAUCUUUCAUCGAAAGUUUGGGAUUGCUCUCCAAAAAUUGUUUGCGGUCAGGAUGA
Molecule: messenger RNA, 1416 nt
Organism: Puccinia graminis f. sp. tritici CRL 75-36-700-3
Lineage: Eukaryota; Fungi; Basidiomycota; Pucciniomycetes; Pucciniales; Pucciniaceae
Exons: 5
Coding region: 1-1416 (471 amino acids)
Biological process (GO): regulation of DNA-templated transcription; DNA-templated transcription
Molecular function (GO): DNA binding; DNA-binding transcription factor activity, RNA polymerase II-specific; zinc ion binding
Source: RefSeq, a predicted model, not a curated record